GCAAAAACCAUAUGAUGACCAUCAUCAAGAUCAAUUUGAGGACCAGCAACAAUUUCGGAGAAGAUUGCAAAGUCUCAGUUUAAGUCUGUACGAUGAUGCCGACAAGAUAAAAAAUAGAGAUCAUGGUGACAGCCGAGGUCGUCAUGAUAAAUGGGACCAUACUGACAAACGAGGGCAUGAUAGAGAUGAUAGAGAUGAUAGGCGAGAUCGAGAUGACAGACGUGAUCAAGACGAUAGACGAGACCGUGAUGAUAGGCGUGAUCAAACUGAAAAACAAAACCGUGACGACAGGCGUGAGCAAUAUGAUAGACGAGACCGUGACGAUAAACGAGACCGUGAUGACAGGCACGGUCAUGCCGACAAACGAGAACGUGAUGACAGACGUGAUCAAACUGACAAACGAGAAAGUGACAGCAAGCGAGACCAAGAUGACAGACGUGAACACGGCGAUAGACGAGACCGCGAUGAAAGACAAGAUCAUGAUCGUAACAUUCAACGCAACCGAGUCGAACAGAGUGACCGAGACGUCAGACGAGAAGUGCAAGUCCAACGUGAUGACAGUACCACACACGCCCAACAAGAUCGUGAACAGAAUCGCGAUGAUCAGGAAGCUUUAAGAGUAAGAUAACUUGGUUUAUCAUUAUCGUCUGCCUGUAAAUUAACUAGUAAUAUUGAAAAUACGAUAAAUAUAUUUUGGAUUUUCUCUUUGAAAUUCCGCGAGUUUUUCGGUAUGAAAGAAAGAAAUAAUCACAUUGAAGUACUCGUAUAUUCCAUGUUAGAAAAUUAUAAUAACGCAUUUAUGUUGCUAUUGUCCGAAA
This is a messenger RNA of Bicyclus anynana (squinting bush brown), 818 nucleotides long. RefSeq lists its product as uncharacterized. The transcript is spliced from 4 exons. Lineage: Eukaryota; Metazoa; Arthropoda; Insecta; Lepidoptera; Nymphalidae. The record is from RefSeq and is a predicted model, not a curated record. The coding region runs from base 123 to 617 and encodes 164 amino acids.